This is a messenger RNA of Varroa destructor (honeybee mite), 2494 nucleotides long. RefSeq names its product E3 ubiquitin-protein ligase HUWE1-like. Lineage: Eukaryota; Metazoa; Arthropoda; Arachnida; Mesostigmata; Varroidae. Gene Ontology annotation, cellular component: nucleus; cytoplasm. Gene Ontology annotation, biological process: ubiquitin-dependent protein catabolic process; protein polyubiquitination. Gene Ontology annotation, molecular function: ubiquitin protein ligase activity. The record is from RefSeq and is a predicted model, not a curated record.
AGACUGCGCCAUACUCAUCGAGAAGCUCAAAAGCUGCACCGAAGAGGAACUUCUACGAGAGCUGUCCUCACUUCGAGUAUGGAAUUGGGGAAAGUGUGAACUACUGCAUUGGAUCGACAUUUUGGACCUGUUCGACGGGUAUCUUGCAGAGGCAUGCGGGGCUUCUACAGCACAAACUGGAGGGGCACAGAGCUCAGGCGAUCUUAGCACCUCCUUAGACUGCAUGGCCGCUACGGAUGGAGAUCAUUCAUCCGAGUGGGUCUUACCGUGCGACGCACCAGAGAACGAAGGUCGCCGAAGGCUUCUAAUUGCUAUUCUACAGUUUACUGCGUUGUUAAUUGAACAUAGCUUCUCUCGUCAUCUGUAUAACUCAAUGGAACAUCUGACACGUUUGCUGGCAUCUUCUGACAUGCGAACAGUCCUCGCAGUCCUCAACUUGCUUUACGUAUUCAGUAAACGCAGUAAUUUUAUCACGAGGUUAUGCGCUCAAAGACGUCAGCUACUACUGGAUCGUCUAACGCACUUGGCGGAAAACUGGGGUGGUCGGGAAAACGGUUUCGGAUUGGCUGACUGCUGUCGUCCACGAACGAUAAACCAAUACCCGGCCUCAGCGACAACUUUGCACUUUGAAUAUCAGCCAACAGCCACUGCUUCAAGUGGAAGGACAUCAUCCGAUCAUCAGCAACAAAAGACUGGCAACAUUUACGUCGACGGCAGAAUACCAUCAAACGUGUCCGGCCCGGCUGGUGUAAUUCACGUGGAACGUGUGGAUACCCUUGCGGCUUCUGCUGGUCGCAUAAUGGCGGAUUUGAUGGAGCAGCAUCCAGACGUACCUGAAGGAAAACGAAUGCUUUUGUUCACGCACCUUCGCCUGGCACACGCGUUUGCAUCUUACCCACGCCGCUUACAGUGCGUCCAAGCCAGACUUCAAGCUCUGUCUAUCCUUGUGUAUUGCUCGGCUAUACAGGAAAACGUAAACGCCUUAUUGUACAACGGGCUAAUAGAUGAGCUGGUCGAUGUCCUUGAGCUUCAACUGCCUCACAGUGCAAUUCAGACAAGCCAACAUCCUUCAUGCCUAGCAGGCGAACACCUUCAGGCGACGUCGCAGUGUCAGGGACCGAAUAGUAACAUGAGUGGAAGUGGCGGUAGUUGUUGCGAAGAGGGAAGCAGCAACUGCUGCGGUAGCGAUAAAAUGGACGAAGGUAGUAUCGAAUGCACAGGGUGUGUCAUAACAGGUGAAGGCGAAAUAGAAUCAUUAAUCGAAAUAAAAGCUGCAGCUCUGCGCACGUUAACAGCCAUCAUUCAUCUAGAUGGUAAUCCCAAACUGGCUGCAAUAAUUGCCACAACCGGAGCUACUUCGUACCAUGGUUUCCUUCCGACGCUCGUACGCGCCUGUAUUGACCGACUUACUGCAACAUCAUCGAUGAGCUCGAACAGUGUUACGGGUACUGGCGGAGGCAGCAGCUGCAGUUCCGCGCUGCCUCAUGCUGACGGAGUAAGCGCGCUUCCUAUGUCAAGAAAUGGUAGCGUUUUGGAAAACGGCGGGUCAUUUUCGGAGGGCACCAUACAAAUGAAUGACGAAGGAGGUAUGCCAAACCUCGCAUUUGCCACGGCCCUUUUCUCUUUCCUCUACCAUCUGGCUAGCUAUGAAAGUGGAUGUGAGGCGCUAGUUUCAUGUGGAAUGGUCCAGUCACUUCUGGCUGUUAUCGAAUGGCCAGGGUGCGAGCCUGAACAUGUCACGUUCGUUACGCGCGCCGUUAGAGUCAUUGACCUCAUUACGGGGUUAGACAUGGCCGCGUUUCAGACUAACGGAGGCUUGCAGACCUUUAUCCGACGACUUGAGCAAGAAGUAGACAUUUGUCGACUUGACCAACCAUUUGUUAUACCGAUGGGUUCUGAUAUGGACGAAGCCAAUGCAGGACAUCCAACGUUGUCAACACCUCGAUUAGCAACAGGAGCAACAACGCCAGGACCGGCGAUUGCCUCAUCCUCAUCAAUGGCUCUUAAUACAGUUGCGAACAGUCUUGAAGACAGUAGUGACAGUACAAUUGGAAUGGUACACUCAUCAGCCGUAAAUAGUACGCUUAUUAGUAUUCGUUCAUCCCAGACACAAUCCGUCAACCCCACGACUGGCAGCGCUACAUUAUCGACAGGCGGUGGAGGGGGUGUCUCCGGGGCGCCUUAUACUACUGGCCAGAUUCAGUGUUUUCCUCAACGAGCCGCGCUUCUCAAGAGUAUGCUGAAUUUUCUAAAGAAGGUAAUUAGCGAUCAGUCUGCUGCGUCUGAGUCAAAUCGGCACUUGAUGGACGGGUCCUUGCCUAGGUCAUUACAACACAUCAUUUCAAACUGCGAGUUCUAUGGAGCGUCACUGUUUCUGCUCGCAACAGAUGUUGUUACGGUUUAUGUAUUCCAGGAGCCUUCGCUUUUGAGUCCACUACAGGACAAGGGACUCACUGAUGUGGUUCUUCAUGCGCUUCUUACUAAAGAGGUAUGA